This is a messenger RNA of Procambarus clarkii (red swamp crayfish), 9698 nucleotides long. It is a transcript of the gene rhea, whose product is annotated as Talin_middle and talin-RS domain-containing protein rhea. The record is from RefSeq and is a predicted model, not a curated record. Gene Ontology annotation, molecular function: structural constituent of cytoskeleton; integrin binding; actin filament binding. Lineage: Eukaryota; Metazoa; Arthropoda; Malacostraca; Decapoda; Cambaridae. Gene Ontology annotation, cellular component: ruffle; plasma membrane; cytoskeleton. Gene Ontology annotation, biological process: cell-cell adhesion.
UGAUAAUUGAAUGAUGUGGAGGUGUAAUUAAUAUAUUAGUGUGUGGUGUGAAGGAGAGCGGCAGUGUGAGGCGGUGACGCAGGCGAGAGAGGGGUGCCAGGCGGCUCUGUGCGCUCACGGAUGAUGCUCAUGAUCGUCUGACUACGACUUACUGAAGCGAACGACCGACGAUACUUGUAACGAGGUGAUUACAGAAAGUUGAGAAGUAAGAAGAGAGGAAGAUGGCGUUGGCACUGAAGGUGCACAUUGUGGAGCAGAAUGUGCGGAAGAUGAUGCAGUUUGACCCGGCCACACCGGUGUACAAGGCCUGUGAGACCAUCAGGGAGAAGAUUACUGAGGCCAACUUGGGUCAAGCUAAAGAUUAUGGCUUGUUCCUGGCGGGAGAUGAGGGUUCUGGAGUGUGGCUGGAGCCAGGCAGGAACCUCAGCUAUUACCUUCUUAGAGAUCAGGAUGUAGUGGAAUACAGGCGUAAAGUGCGUACGCUGAAGGUGCGCAUGUUGGACGGCACCGUUAAGACUCUGCUGGUAGACGACUCUCAGCCUGUUUCUCAGCUCAUGGUGGUGAUUUGCACCAAAAUUGGUAUAAUGAAUCAUGAUGAAUAUUCAUUGGUUAACGAAAUUGAGCAAGAGGAGAUUGAAAACAAACCCAACUUCGGAACGCUUACAUUGAAGAAGAAAAAGGAAGGAGAUAAGGAGCGUGAUGCAAAGAUGGAACAGCUGAAGAAGAAGCUGCGCACAGAUGAUGAAAUCAACUGGGUUGACCACAGCAAGACGCUGAGAGAACAAGGCAUUGAGGAGAAAGAAAUCUUGUUGCUACGACGAAAAUAUUUCUUCUCAGAUCAAAACAUUGAUUCCAGAGAUCCAGUUCAGUUGGGUCUACUCUAUGUCCAGUGCCGAGAUGCCAUCAUCGAUGGGACUCAUCCCGUGACAUUAGAACGUGCUUGUAGAUUUGCCGGCAUCCAAUGUCAGAUUCAGUUUGGUGAUUAUGUUGAAGCAAAGCAUAAGACUGGUUUUCUUGAUCUCAAAGAAUUCCUGCCUCAGAGUUACAUUAAGACAAAGGGAAUUGAGAAGAUGAUUUUUCAAGAACACAAAUUACACGCUGGCCACAAUGAGUUGGAUGCUAAGGUUGUUUACGUUGGUGAAGCUCGGUCUUUAAAAACCUAUGGAGUGACAUUCUUUCUCGUAAAGGAGAAAAUGAAAGGCAAAAACAAGCUGGUACCUCGGCUGUUGGGUGUGACUAAGGAUUCAGUGUUGCGUCUGGAUGAAAAGACCAAGGAGAUUUUGAAGACAUGGCCGCUGACCACAGUGAGGAGAUGGGCAGCAUCGCCAAACACAUUCACCUUGGACUUUGGCGACUACUCCGAUCAGUACUACUCUGUACAGACUACGGAAGGCGAGCCAAUUGCCCAGCUGAUUGCUGGCUAUAUUGACAUCAUCCUCAAGAAACAGCGAGCUAAGGAUCACAUAGGAAUUGAAGGAGACGAUGGUUCAGCAAUGGUAGAAGAUAUGGUAUCCCCUAUCAGGGCCAAUAUUCUGCAACAUGGAGACACAGGGGGAGGAGCCCAUCAUGUGGAGGAAGAGUCCAUUGCCAAACCUGCAGUUAUGAGGCCUGGAGUCAAUGGCGCACAGAACUUCGGUACAGGCUCCAUGCCCGGAGUGCAGAAUGUGGCCCUUGUGGGGCAGAUCAACCUUGCCCAUCAGCCUCCUUCGGUCAAGCAUCCUCAAGUAACAAGUGUUCUCAGCAAGCCACAAAAAGCCCUUGUCUCUACUAUUGAAACUGGGCAAGUGAUUAUUGGUGAAUGUGCACAAAGUUUGGAGUCCAAGGCUGAACUUCCUGAACUGGGCACAGACCCAGCAUCCAUCAAGUGGAAGCAGGUAACCCUUGACUCAAACAAGCAGACAGUCACGAGUCAGAUUGCUGCCAUGAAUGCUGCCACUGCAGAAGUUGUCACACUAACAUCAUCUGUACAUGAAGAGGUUGAUCACACUGCUGUGGGUGCUGCCAUUCAUACCAUCACAUCUAAUCUGCCAGAAAUGACCAAGGGGGUUCGCAUGAUUGCUGCCUUGCUUGAAACUGAAAAUGAAUCAAAUAAUCUUUUAGGUGCAGCAAGGGUUCUCUGCAAUGCCUUUUCUGACUUAUUGAUUGCUGCUGAACCCGAGAGAAAAGAACCACGUCAGGGUUUGCUUACAGCUGCUUCUCAAGUUGGAGAGGCAUCCAACGUUGUCCUUCACACUGUUGAUGCUCAGUUAGAUCACGAAACUCAAGAUAUUCUUCUAGGACUGGCUAAGGCUGUUGCAAACACCACUGCAGCUCUUAUCCUCAAAGCCAAGGCAGUUGCAUCACGCUGUGAGGAUCAAGACCUCCAAAAUGUUGUAAUUAAUUCUGCCACUGCAUGUGCUCUAGCUACCUCCCAACUGGUAGCAUGUGCUAAAGUAGUAGCCCCAACUAUUGAUAGCCCUGCAUGUCAGAGUCAGCUAAUUGAAGCUGCAAAGGAAGUUGGUCGUGCUGUUGAAUGCAUGGUUCAAGUGUGCCAACGGGCCACUCAAGAUGAUAUACUACUUCGUGAUCUCUCCCAAGCAGCAGCUGAAGUCACUCGAGCUCUCAAUGAUCUUCUAAACCACAUUAAGACUGCAGGGGAACAAAGAGGGCGUCUCAGUGUUCACGAUGAAGCUGUGGAAACGAUCCUUAUAUCAAGUGAAAAGUUAUUUGCUUCUCAGGGUAAUGCAUCAGAAAUGGUAAGACAGGCUAAGAUUUUGGCACAAGCCACAUCACACCUUAUACAAUCUAUUAAAUACGAGGCAGAAACCCAAGAUGAUUUAGAUCUGCAGAACAGAUUAUUAGCUGCAGCUAAACAACUUGCUGAUGCCACAGCAAAGAUGGUAGAGGCUGCCAAGCAGUGUGCUUCAAAUCCUAAUGAUGAAAAUAGGCAAGUAUUACUUAGAGAAGCUGCAGAGAAUGUUCGUGUUGCAACCAAUGCUGCUGCAGCCAAUGCACUGAAGAAAAAGAUUAUUAAGCGCUUGGAGAAUGCUGCUAAGCAUGCUGCUGCCACAGGUACUCAGUGUAUGGCUGCUGCCCAGGGUGCCGGUCCACACAACAGUAGUCCACCCACUCAGGACGAGUUAAUAUCUGACUGUAAAUCAGUAGCCGAUGUUAUUCCUCGGCUUGUGGAAGGUGUGAAGGGUACUAUCAACACUCCAGACUCCCCACGUGCUCAGUUGGCCCUCAUUAAUUCAUGCAACCAGUUUCUACAGCCUGGUACAAAAAUGGUAGCCUCUGUGAAAGCGGCUUUACCCACUAUCUCAGACCAAGCUUCUGCCCUCCAACUAAAUAAUUCUUCCAAGCAGUUUGGCCAAGCACUGGUUGACCUUAGAUCUGCCAUUGGAAAAGCUCAAGAAGCUUGUGGAUCACUAGAAAUUGACUCUGCAUUAGAUGCCAUUCAGUAUCUCAGUGAUGAUCUUAAUGAUCUUAAAAAAGCAGCCGAAACAGGUACUUUACGACCUCUUCCAGGUGAGACUCCGGAGAAUGCUGCGCAGCAACUUACAAAUUCUAGCAAGACUGUAGGCUCCACCAUGGCACAGUUACUAACUUCAUCUUCCCAAGGUAACCAACAUUUCACAGGCUUGGCAUCUCGUGAUACUGCACAGGCCCUCAAAGAAUUUUCUGAUGCAGUUCGAGGUGUUGUCGCUACAACCACGGAGCAUACUGUGAGGACUCGACUGAUAGAAGCUGCACGAGAAGUCAUGAUCAAGUCUUCAGAGUUAAUUGAAGAGGCACGUAUUGUGGUACAGGGCCCUCAGAGUGUUGCUUCACAACAGAAGCUUGCUCAGGUUGCUAAAGGAGUAUCACAAGCUCUCAAUAUGACAGUUAAUUGCUUACCAGGACAGAAGGAUGUUGAUGAUGCUAUAAUGAGCAUUACAGACUCUACUAAUGAUUUGGAUGCUGGCAGGUUCCCACGUAGCUCAAAACCAUAUGGCGAGUUGCAGUCUGAACUGAGCAAUGCUGCUGCUGAACUCAACAGUGUUACUUCAGAAGUGGUGACCUCGGCACGUAUGUCAACACAACAUUUGGCAACGUCAUCUAAGAAAUUCUCUGGUGCUUUUGGCAGUUUAAUGGGUGUUGGCAUGGAGAUGGCUGGUACUGCUCAAGAUCGUGAAGUACAGGGACAGAUAGUUAUUAGCUUGAAGAGCGUGUCUAUGUCCUCAUCUAAGUUGUUAGUAUCUGCAAAAACAGUUUCUUCAGAUCCUAAUGCACCCAAUGCUAAGAACCAGCUGGCAAGUGCUGCACGUGCUGUUACUGACUCCAUCAACAAUCUCAUCAAUGUGUGCACUUCUGCUGCUCCAGGGCAGAAGGAGUGUGAUAAUGCUGUUCGUGCUAUUCACUCAAUGAAGCCUCUUCUUGACCAUCCAUCUGAGGCUGUUACCGAUAUGUCGUACUUUGAAUGUUUGGAUACUGUCAUGGAUCGCUCGAAGAGUCUAGGGGAUGCCAUGACUGGCAUUGCUAACCAUGCCAAGAAAUUGGAACAUGACAAAUUUGGGUAUGCUGUAAAAGAUGUGAGUAAUGCUAUCUGUGGACUGGUUGAGAGCGCUGCUCAAGCUGCGUACCUUGUUGGUGUGUCUGACCCUUCAAGUGUUUCUGGACGUCCUGGAUUAGUUGAUCAGUCUCAGUUUGCUCGUGCAAAUCAAGCUAUUGUUACAGCUUGCCAAACUCUCACUGACUCAAACAGCAAUCAACAGCAGGUCCUUAGUGCAGCAACAAUCAUUGCCAAGCACACAAGUGCCUUAUGCAACAGCUGCCGUGUUGCAUCUGCCAAGACCAACAAUGUAGUGGCCAAAAGACAUUUUGUGCAAUCUGCUAAAGAUGUUGCUAAUGCAACUGCUCACCUGGUUAAGGAAAUUAAGACUCUGGACCAGGAUUACAGUGAUGUAAACCGUGCCCGUUGUAGUGCUGCCACCAAACCACUGCUUGAAGCUGUAGAAAAUCUGUGCACGUUUGCAAGCUCUCCAGACUUUGCAUCAGUUCCUGCAAGAAUUUCUGCCAAAGCUCGUGAAUCUCAGGAGCCAAUUACAUCUGCAGGAAAGUCAAUCAUCAGUGGGUCAUGUUCCAUGAUUGAAUCAGCCAAGAGCCUGGCUGUUAACCCCAAAGACCCACCUACUUGGCAGUCAUUGGCUAGCCAUAGUAAGAGUGUUUCUGACAGCAUUAAAAGUCUUGUGGCAUCUAUCAGGGAUAAGGCACCAGGACAGAAGGAGUGUGACGAAGCCCUCGACAAGCUGAACAUGAACAUCCGAGACUUGGACCAAGCUUCUCUACGUGUCUUGGACCAGAAUCUUGAACAGCACAGUGAGAACAGUCUCCAGGGAUACAAUGAACAAGUUGAAAAUGCUGGUCAGGCUCUGCUAAACAAUAUUGACAAGGUCCGAAAUGCUGCCAAAAGUGAAGCUGAAAAUCUUGGUCAUGCCGUCACGCAGAUGUCCAGCUAUUUCGAUCCCAUGGUUAAAGCUUCCAUUUGCUCGGCAUCAAAUAUGCUUAACAGUAAGCAGCAGAUGUGUCUGCUGGACCAAACCAAGACUGUGGCCGAGUGUGCUCUGCAGUUAGUGUACGCAGCCAAGGAGGCGGGUGGCAACCCUAAAGCUACGCAUGCUCACCCAGAUGUUGAUGAUGCAGCUGACACAAUGAAGGAGACCUUGCAGGAACUGCUGCUAACUGUGGAGACUAUUGCAACUGAGGCUGGUGUUGUGUCGGGCUUGGUGGAGUCCAUCACUACAGCAAUGCAUCAUAUUGAAAGCCCAUCUGGAGUGCCCGCCGAUGACAUUGAUAGUUUUGUUGAUUACCAAACGCGUAUGGUCACAGCUGCCAAAGAGAUUGCACGGCUUGCUCAGGAUAUGGUGGGUAAGGCCACUGCAGAUGCUUCACAGCUUGGAAAUUUGGGUGCCAGUGUGUCUCACCAGUACAGCUCUCUCUCUUCAGACUCGGCUGGGGCCAUCCGGCAAACCACAAAUGUCGAGGUGGCUAGCCGGUUACGAAGCAGCGUUCAUGAACUUGGUCAAGCCUGUAUCGAGCUGGUAAAGGCAGGAGGAUCUUGCCAGUCUGCUCCACGUGAUACCUUCAGUCAACGAGACUUGUCUGAAUCUGCCCGACAAGUUAAAGAGAAGGCUUCUCACGUGUUGGCUGCGCUCCAAGCUGGUUCCCGAGGCACUCAAGCAUGCAUCAAUGCUGCAUCCACCGUGUCUGGCAUAAUUGGUGAUUUAGAUACAACAAUUAUGUUUGCCACUGCGGGCACACUUAAUGCUGAGAAAGAAGGAGAAAACUUCUCUGAUCACCGUGAAUACAUUCUAAAAACUGCCAAGGCACUGGUUGAAGACACCAAGACACUUGUGGCUGGUGCGGCAUCCUCCCAAGAACAGCUGGCUGUUGCUGCACAGAAUGCAGUAACUACAAUAGUACAGCUGUCAGAUAUUGUCAAAAGUGGGGCCUCUUCACUUGGAGCCAACAACCCUGAGCCACAGGUGAUGCUGUUGAAUGCUGUCAAGGAUGUUGCAAUGGCUCUUGGAGAUUUGAUUCAUGCGACCAAGGCUGCAUCUGGCAAAUCGCUCAAUGAUCCUGCAAUGACUACACUGAAGGAGUCUGCAAAGAUGAUGCUCUGGAACACAUGCCUUCGGACACAUGUACAGGUUAUGGUGACCAAUGUAACUUCACUCCUCAAGACGGUGAAGGCUGUGGAAGAUGAACACACACGCGGCACAAGAGCUCUGGAGGCCACAAUUGAGGCUAUUGCACAAGAAAUUAGGGCCUUUGAUUCUGAUGAAGCACCCAAAACAAAGGCAACUCCUGAAGACCUGGUGAGAUGCACAAAACCCAUAACUCAUGCCACAGCCAAGGCUGUGGGGGCUGGCAACAGCCUCAAACAAGAGGACGUCAUUGUUGCUGCCAAUAUGGGUCGCAAAGCUAUCUCUGACAUGCUCACCACCUGUAAGGCUGCUGCAUGGUGUGCCGAAACCAUUGAACUCAGGUCAAAGGUAAUGACCUCUGGCCACGAUUUGGCCGUACAGUACCGAGAGCUGCUGCAGAUGGUAAUGCAUCUUCUGCACAAGUCGAGCCCUGAAGCUAGGAAUGCUCUGAGCACAGUGUCUCGCAAGAUUGCCCAGUGUGUCACAGACUUGGUGGCCACAACCGAACCACUUAAGGCCCACUUCAAAUGGCACGAGGCCGGCGUGAGUCCGCCCAGUGGUCAUGAUUGGGAAGACCCAGAUGACCCGACAGUUAUUGCUGAAAAUGAACUCAUUGGUGCUGCCAACUCCAUUGAUGCGGCAGCUCGUAAACUUAUGAUACUUCGCCCACGUCGAGCAGAAACUAAGGAAGUUGACGAGUCGAUGAACUUUGAUGAUAUCAUCUUGGAAGCAUGUAAAUCCAUUGCUGCUGCAACUGGAGCCUUAGUAAAAGCUGCAUCCACAGCACAGAGGGAGCUAGUUGAUUCUGGGCGUGUGCGCCGCCGACCUACUGCCGCUUCAGAUGAUGGCCAGUGGUCUGAGGGCCUAAUUUCUGCUGCUCGUCUGGUGGCGGCAGCAACUCACUCUCUUUGUGAGGCUGCCAAUGCAUUGGUUCAGGGACAAGCUAGUGAGGAGAAACUAAUCUCAGCCGCUAAACAGGUUGCUGGCUCGACGGCACAGUUGCUUGUUGCUUGCAAGGUAAAAGCAGAUCCUGAUUCCAGUGCAACAAAGCGCCUCCAGGCAGCUGGCAAUGCUGUAAAACGUGCCACUGAUAAUUUAGUUCGGGCUGCUCAGCAAGCCAUUGAAAAUGAAGAGGAAGUCACAGUGGUUGUACCAAGCCGUAAGGUUCCUAACAUGUCUCAGAUUAUUGAUGCUCGAGCAAGAUUUUAUGAACUACAGAGACAAGCAGAUUUAGCAAGAGAAACACUGAAAAUUCUUCAGAUUAGCCAAUAUAAGGAUGGCAGCGAAUCAGGGCUAUCUGAUACCGAUCAAUCUGGAUAUGAUUCCUCCUCAAAAUAUGACUCGUCAUAUGAAAAAUCAGGAGUAAUCACCUCAACCCGUGCGAUUAAGGUGAACUAUAAGCCAGAACCUCCACGUCCUCAGCUUUUGAAUCAAUCGUACACGACAACUUUCAACUCCACUCCAAAUCGUUCCCAUCUCACUUCUGCUCAGAUUACUCAUUCUUUUAGACCAUCACAGAACCAAGCAAAUGGUGGAACAGCAUCAUCUGACACUUCUUUCAAUCUGUCAAGAAUAAGCGAUAGUGCGGCAGAGUUUGAUGACGGACCGACUUUCAAAGAAGCUCUACGAACAUUCCAGAAGGAUGGAAGCUCAUCUGUCACAACCUCGUCCAAUGUCCAAAACAGAUCCAGUAGAUCAGUCACUGAAUCCAAGCAGAUCCUCACAAGCUCCACACAGCAAAUUGAGCGCACCAUGCACAUGACCAGCUCAAAUAAAAGCUAUCACGUAGAAGAGAGUUGAAACAAAUACUCUCUGCAUUUACAGUACUGUUUUAGAUGCUAUGAUGUAUGCAUCAUAGCUAUGAUAAAUAUAUAUGAUGUAUAGCUGUCACCUGGCUAUGAUAAAUGGCCAGGUGUGGCUGUUUAAUAUCCUGACAUAAUCUUUGUUGUCUAAGAAUAUUCUAUUUUGUGUAGAUGAACAUUUAACAUAUUACAUAUAUAUCAGCAUAUAUACUGGUGCAGUAACUACAAGUUCUAUGUCAGGCUUAAUGUUGCUUUCACCCAAGUGCUUUUGUGUCUGCAUUUAAGAUAGGUAACCCAGUUGGUAAUGGUCUAUAGGGACUCUUGGUGCCUUGAAGUGUCCAUCCAGAAACACCCAGCCCAGGUAUGUAUAAUAGAAACUGGGACUCCUGCCUUAGUACUGGAAAUUUUUAGCCUGUAAUUGUCAGGUAUUUAAUGGCUUUUUAAUGUAAUUUGUCAUUACCAUAAUGCUGUAAAUCAAAUUAAAUAAUUUGUUAAGAUAAAAAUUGACAUGAAGAUUUGUGAUUAAAAUUAAUAUAUUAAUUUUUAUUUAAACUUUAAGAGAUGUGAUUUUUUAAACCAAAUAUUUUAAAGUGUAUAAAUUGGAAUGUUUUAAGUUUACAUUAUUCAAACUAUUUCCGAUAGAUGUAAACAAUUAAUAAUAGCCCGGCAAUCUUGUUAUUUAACAUUUUGGUGCUGAUAUUUUUGUUCAUAUAAUAGUCAUAUUAAACAUAUCAUAAUGUACAGUUGUGUUGUAUGCCACUGUAAUCUAGCUUAGUACAAAGAAGGUAAACUGGAGAAAGGGAGAAUUAUAAUAUUGAGAGAGAUUCAUGCAAGAAUUGCUUUUUCUGCAUUGUAUUUUCUCUUUGAUCUUAAUGUGACAAUAUUUUCUUAAAUAUAAAACUUUUUAGAGUUGCCACUUACUACGAGUACUGUAAUAAAUAGCACUACAUUGUUAUAAAAUGUUAUGCUUGAUUCUCCCUUUCUCUUUGCACUGCUCUCCACCUUCUUCAUGCGAGCCCACUCCAGUAAAUCCGUCGCAAGUUAUACAGUGCCUGGGGUCAUGAGAUCCUUGUGUCUUACCAUCUAAUUUGUAAUAUAUAAUAAAAGUGUGUUUAAAAAAAUAUGUUGUAUUUAUGAUGACUUACCCUCUAUGACAAUUGAUCUUAAUAAAUUCCAUAUUACAAAUGUUGGUUAAAAGUGUCUUAUGCCCAAUAAAUAAAAUAAACUAGAA